CUCUUUUCUCCUCUUUGGUUUUUGAAGCCUUGAAAGCGCUUCUUCUUCUUCUUCCGCUCCUAUACCUCUCCUCUCUCUCGUAGCCGUUGCUUCCCGCGUUGAAACUGCCAGAGAGACGUUGCUUCCCGCGUUUUCCAUCCCGCCCGCCCUUUUCCUCAUGCGUACAAGCCAUUCUCAAACUCUCCGCCAUUUUAUUUUUCCUUCCUUUUUUAUUUAUUUAUUUUAUUUAUAUUUCUUCCUUGUUCAUCUCUUUCUCUCUCACGUUUCCUUCUGAAAUUUCUCUUCUACCUUCUCUCUCUCUCUGCAUUGCUUAAAAAUCCCAUCUUUUUCGCUUUCUCGCCAAUUCCACUGCUCUUUCCAAGCUUCUUUUCCCUGUAGAUUUUCUUCGUAAGAUCGAAAUUUCGGGUUUUUAAAUCGAUUCAGAGAAGGUUUGUUUUUCUUUAUUCGUCUUUUCUCUUGGAGGAAGUAGAGGAUCCAAGAGGGACUUUUGAAUCGUAGAAUCGCGUUGUGGAAUUUGGGGGUUCGGUGCUCACGGGCUUUGCAUUUGAAUCUGGCAUUUUCUGAACGAAAUCAGAACCUUUUCCGGAUAGAAAGUGAAAAUUUUUAGCUAAGUUCUGCUGAAAUUCGGGCUUUUCGUAUCUGGGUUUGGAAGCAAAGGCUCCAACAGGGGCAUUUUCAGCUGCAAUUUGGCUUUUUCAGCUAAAACAUUUGGGUUUUGUUCUUGAUCUCUAUCUUUCCUCAUUUGGGUCUGAAUCUACCGCAAUGGGAGGGCAAUUCAGCAAGAAAUCAGGCGAAUCCCCGCCCGUUCUCCAUAUCAACGACAAUCUCCCUUACACGGCCGAGCUGAGCUCCUAUGAAGCAGCUUGCCGCCUUGACCCUGAGUUGCAGUCCUUCGACACCACCCUCCAGGCCCGGACGAACCGCGUCAUUAGCACCCUUGCCAUCGGUGUCGAGGUCCGCUCCCUCUCCUUUGAUUCGCUCAAGGAAGUCACCGGCUGCCUCCUCGAGAUGAAUCAGGAAGUCGUCAAGGUCAUCUUGGAUUGCAAGCAAGACAUAUGGAAGAACCAAGAGCUGUUCGAUCUCGUCGAGGAGUACUUCGAGAACAGCCUACAGACAUUGGACUUCUGCACUGCUUUGGAGAAAUGCCUGAAGCGGGCCCGCGACAGCCAACUGAUCCUACACGUCGCCCUCCAGCAGUUCGAAGAGGAGGGCGUCGAAGGGCGGAAGUAUUCGAGGACGUUGGAGGAAUUGAAGAAUUUCAAGGCGGCCGGUGACCCAUUUACAGAGGAAUUCUUUCAGGUCUUCCAAACAGUUUACAAGCAACAGGUAUCUAUGCUGGAGAAGCUACAGCUGCGGAAGAGCAAGAUCGACAAGAAGCUGAAAACAGUCAAGGCCUGGCGGAAGGUCUCGAGCAUUAUAUUCGCAGCGGCUUUCGCUGCCGUUCUGAUCUGCUCAGUUGUGGCUGCUGCGAUGGCAGCCCCGCCCGUUGCAGCUGCUCUGGCAGCUGCCACAGCCAUCCCUCUUGGGUCAAUGGGGAAGUGGUUCGAUUCCCUUUGGAAAGACUAUGAGGUUGCGCUGAAAGGUCAGAAGGAGGUAAUUAGCUCGAUGCAGGUGGGUACUUAUAUUGCAAUCAAGGACUUGGAUAGCAUUCGGGUGCUCGUCGAUCGGCUGGAGGUUGAGAUCCAGUCAAUGUUGCAGAAUGCCAGUUUCGCUCUUGGGGAAGAGGAGGCAGUGAAGUUUGGGGUGGUGGAGAUAAAGAAGAAGCUUGGGGUGUUUAUGAAGAGUAUUGAAGAUUUGGGCGAGCAGGCCGAUAAGUGCAGCAGGGAUAUAAGGAGGGCACGAACCGUCGUCUUGCAGAGGAUCAUAAAACAUCCGGGCUGAUUCGAAAAGAAAGCAUAUCUUGGUAUGCUCUCCCAAUUCCUCUUCAUACACUGAUAUAAAUUCAUGUGAUUUCACACACCUUAUUUAUAUAUGUUAUUUGAAGAUCACAAAACUGUGUUUGUUGGAUCCAUUGCUACGGAAUCCAUCUCUUUAUGAAGAAUAAUAGAAGAAAGAGUGACCAUGUUUAGGUCUAAAGAUCAAAUUGCCAAUAUUCUCACUGAAGCUGUUGCUUCUUUGCAUCUUCAGAAUGUAAUUUCCAAGCUGGGCAUGCUCGAUAUUUAUGCUCUAGCUUAAUGGGGAGCGUCUAUGUAUCUGGGUCUCCUGGUCGAUGGGUUUCUUCGCCCGUCUUUACACCUAUUAUGUAAUCAGGAUUUUUUAAUUUCUUAUUCUCUUAAUAAAUAGGGGUAUUUUUUUCUCUAA
This is a messenger RNA of Magnolia sinica, 2301 nucleotides long. Its product is annotated as UPF0496 protein 1-like. Bases 763 to 1881 code for a protein of 372 amino acids. The transcript has a single exon. NCBI's taxonomy places the organism in Eukaryota, Viridiplantae, Streptophyta, Magnoliopsida, Magnoliales, Magnoliaceae. The record is from RefSeq and is a predicted model, not a curated record.